This is a messenger RNA of Scleropages formosus (Asian bonytongue), 2639 nucleotides long. It is a transcript of the gene nek11, whose product is annotated as NIMA-related kinase 11. Bases 233 to 1981 code for a protein of 582 amino acids. Gene Ontology annotation, molecular function: ATP binding; protein kinase activity. The transcript has 17 exons. NCBI's taxonomy places the organism in Eukaryota, Metazoa, Chordata, Actinopteri, Osteoglossiformes, Osteoglossidae. The record is from RefSeq and is a predicted model, not a curated record. Gene Ontology annotation, biological process: protein phosphorylation.
UGUGUGCUCUAUAUGUGUGGAGUGGAAUCUGCUCUGCGCACCGCUGUCACAUUCGGGACACCGAAGGAUUUAUCGUGUUCACGUGAAUGGGCCCUGUCGGUAUCCAUGGCAACAAGCGUACACAUGGAGUCAGCGUCACGUGCGGGAGUGAAGUAAACAAACAUCACAGCCGUCGUCUCUGUUGCUGUCUCGCCAGACCGAGAUCCUCCACUCCAGCCUGAUCUAGGAGGAGAUGCCCAGGUUCGAGGAGCUGGCAGCAGCCCCUCGUGUGACCUCUGACCCCGGCCGCCUCCUAGCCAAGCGCUACAUCUUGCGGCGGAAGCUCGGUCGGGGCGGUUUCGGCACCGUGUUCCUGGUGCGGGACACCAAAGCCAGGGACGGGGAGCCCCUGAAGGUGCUCAAGGAGAUCCCGGUGGGCGACCUGAAGCCCGACGAGACGGUUCCGGCCACCGUGGAGGCCCAGCUGCUGGCGCAGCUCCGGCACCCUGCGAUCCUCAGGUUUCACACGAGCUUCUUGGAGAGGGACGCCUUUUGCAUCAUCACCGAGUACUGCGAGGAUGGGGACCUGGACUGUAAGAUAGAGGAGCUGCGCCAAGCAGGGAGAACACUACCGGAGAGCCAGGUCGUCGAGUGGUUCAUCCAGCUGCUGCUGGGCGUGCACUACAUGCAUGAGAGGAGGAUCCUCCACAGGGACCUGAAGGCCAAAAACGUUUUCGUGAAGAAGAGCGUUCUGAAAAUAGGGGACUUCGGCGUGUCCCGUCUCCUCGUGGGGUCGUGUGACCUGGCCACCACCUUCAUCGGGACGCCGCACUACAUGAGCCCGGAGGUGCUCACCCAACAGGGCUACGACACCAAGUGCGACAUCUGGUCCCUGGGCUGCAUCCUGUACGAGAUGUGCUGCCUGGAGCGCGCCUUCGGUGGACGCAGCUUCCUGUCGGUGGUGACGAGCAUCGUAGAGGGCCCGACCCCGUCGCUGCCACAGCCGUUCGCCCAGGAGCUCUGCUCCGUUGUGCAGCGGAUGCUCAGCAAGGACCCAACGAGUCGACCGUCCGCUGAGGAGCUGCUCAAGGUGCGCUUCCUACAGGACAAGAUGCAGGACAUGAGGCUCAAGUUGUGUGAUGGUGCAGUGAAAGAGGAGACAGUGAUGAGCGAGAGGCAUGCAGCCCAGAUCAAGAAGGUCCACCUGGAGACCCUCCGCCAGAGGUCCGAGGUCCAGAAGAUGAGUCCCAGGGAGCGCAUGAGGCUGAGGAAGCUGCAGGCCGCUGACGACAAUGCCCGCGAGCUCAAAUGUCUCGCCGAAGAGAAAUACGCGGAAAACUGCCGGCGAACGCGGGAGCUCAGGUGGCAGCACUUCCAGAGGCUCAGUGUGGAUUUGCUCAGCGGAAAUGCCGAGACGGCGGCUCCCCGGACUCGGCCAAUCGCAGCGCAGGACAGCCCGUCUCUGGGACGACCGGAGUUGCUCGACGGACAGGAACCGGAGCGGCCGAGUGUGUCCGAGCUCACAGACAGCAGGAUUCCAGAGGAUGCCCAGACGGCUGAGGCCUAUUACAACGAGGAGGAGGAGGAGGGAAGCCUUGCAGAUGAGGAGCCCUCAGACACCCUCUGUGGUGCCAGUGGACAGGACAGUGAUGUGGAGGCCAUGAUGAAGUACAUGGAGAACAUUCUAGAGAACACCAGCAGUGGAUGCAGGAUGGUGCUGGAAUCAAACCUCCAAGGGCCACUUGGGCCCCCAACAGUGAACUACACCAUGGUGGAGACCAGAGUGGAGCGCAUGAGGCAGUUUGUGCGGGAGAAGCUGGGAGCCGAGGUCUUCCAGAGGGCCUACGACUACCUGAAGGAAGCCAGGAGGCGGCAGGAGAGCGAGGCGCAGGUGUGGGUCGUCCUGGGCGGCCUGGUGGAGAGACCCGGCGACUGCUUCCACGUGGACCAGCUGCUGUACUACGAGGAGCAGCUGGGGGGGGCGUGCGGCCCACACGCGUGACGGCAGACGUGGGCACACGUGUGUAACGUGUACAUGGCGAGUCGCACGCAAACACGGCGAUACACGCCUGUAUUUAUGCGCACAAUCACACGCACACGCACGCACACAGCUGUGGAAGAGCGGGGAGCACUGAUGCCGACUGAUGCGAUUACCGCGGUGAACAGACUCCCUACAGCCACCCCACCUCCACUGCUAAAAGCCAUUAGCAACAUAGUAAAGCAACGUAAUAAAGUAACGUAGUGAUAUAGUAAAGUAAUGUAGUAAAGUAACAGUAAAGUAACAGAAUGUAGGAAAGCAGCACUCAUGGAUGUAGAUUUUUCCUUCAUGAAUAACUUGAUGAGCACAACAGACACAGACUCUUCAUGCGGUAACACUGGUAGUACUGGUAAUUAUAGCGUGUGAGUGACAGAGAGAGACAGUGUGUGUGUUCCACUGAUGUAUGGAUGAGUGACCCAGUGUAAGUAGUGUAUCUAGCAGUGUAAGUCACCGCAGUGAAUGAGGUGUGUGGGCUGGUAACACUACGUAGAGUUCGUUGGAAGUCGCUUUGGAAAAAAGCGUCUGAUAAAUAAAUGAAUGUAAAUGUAGUGUGUUGAUCCACGGUUCAAACCCCACUGUACCCUCCUCACUGCAGUAACUGUACCUCUCAGUACAGUUAGAA